Molecule: messenger RNA, 1890 nt
Organism: Danio aesculapii
Lineage: Eukaryota; Metazoa; Chordata; Actinopteri; Cypriniformes; Danionidae
Gene: ciz1b
Product: cdkn1a interacting zinc finger protein 1b
Exons: 13
Coding region: 159-1859 (566 amino acids)
Cellular component (GO): nucleus
Molecular function (GO): nucleic acid binding; zinc ion binding
Source: RefSeq, a predicted model, not a curated record
AACCACAGCGCAAGAGGAAGAGCCAUCUGCUAUAAACAGUGAUGGAGAAAGCCUUGUUUUCAUAUUAAAAGGAGGCUUCAGUGCAAAAUAUAGACAAAAAGAAGGAGAAUGUGCAUAAUGUAGCUGAGAAAAGUAAUGGGCAGACGAGGAAAGCAAACAUGAAUUCAGACGUGAGGAGAGCAGGUACCACUGGACAAAUUCCUCAUUCUCUAGUCCCAGAACUAGCAGAGCCACCUUUGAAAAAGCACAGAAGUCAAAGACUGAAUGAACACGACAAUGAGUCUGCCAACGGAGACAAGACUCAGCAUUCACCAAAAGAAAACUCUGCAAGCGUUUCAGACCAUGAAGAUGAUGAUAACGGGAAUGCACAGCUUGAAGAAGACAGUGAAGAUCAAAGCAGAGCAGCAGAGGUGCAGGGUGUUGGGACGUCCCUGAAAGUGACCAUCCAGCGCAGCAGUGAGAGUCGAGCAUUCAGCACUUCACCUGAGGAAACUGCAGACGGUGCAGGCCAUGAUGGAGAGAAAGACAGAAGCAAACACACUGUAAAAUUUACCUGCCACAUUUGCAACCUCAGCUGUCCUGACAUACAAGGCUUCCAGACUCACAUGAUCAGUUCAGAUCAUCAAAAGCGUAUGAUGGAAAUCCAGCGUGUGAGUAACAUCUGUCUGGCCACACCGUUACCUCAGACCCAGCAGUCCCUGCAGGGCACACACAGAGAGCGGAGGAUGGGUCAUCAGCGCUGGUGUCCAACCUGCCAGUGUCAUUUUACUGGUGACCUUAUCGAGCACAGACGGACAAAGAAACACAAGAUGGCAAAAGUAUACUCAAGACCUUUCUGUACCCUGUGUGAGCGCCACUUUAGGACUCCUCGCAAGUUUGUGGAGCAUAUGAAGUCUUCUGAGCACAAACGGAGAGUUGAAGAGUUAAGACACGAGGGUGACCCAGAGGUUAUGGAGGAACUCAUAACAGUGGAUGCUGUCGGCUGCUUUGAGGGGGAAGACGAUUAUGAGGAGGGUGGAAAUGAGGAAGAGUUUGCGGUGUUUGAGAAGCAUCCUGCUCACAGAGAGAUGGCUCCGGAUGAGACGACUGUUUAUGAGGCGUAUGAUCCAGAGACACAAUACGGCACUAGUUUUGUGGUCCCUGUUGCUGGAUUUCUCUGCAAGCUGUGUCAUAAAUUCUACCACUUUGAGUCUUCUGCACGGGAGACUCACUGCAGGUCUCUUAUGCACUUCCAGAACCUACAGAAGCACAACGCCCUGAAGAUGCAGAAGAAGGCAUCUCAUGACGACUGUGAGAGCGAUGUGUCAUCUAACAGCCUGAUGAGAGAUCCUCCAGGCUGUUCCUGCACCAAUGAGAUGUCAGCGAUUUCUGACAGCAGCCAAUCAGAUCUCAGCAGACCUCAUGUCAGUUCCUUGAGAGAGCAAUUACACUCGAGGAAACUCAAACCAUCUAAAAAACCUCGCAAAUCAAAAUCUGCACGCUCAAAACGCUCUGUAGCUCCUCAGAAGUCUGCCGUGGUCAUGAAACACUUAAUUUGUGCUCCACACGGUGGCUCAAGGUCAAGUCAAGAGUCACACUGUAGAGAAAGCAAAAAACCUGACUCAAGUGUUCAAUCGCAACAAGUACAAUGUGAGUCUAGUGAAAAAGAAAAGAUUUCCUGUGACCCGGUGCAUUACUUAGAAGAGCGUGAAAUUGUGAGCUUAACACCCACACACUGUUUGUGGCAUGUGUCGGGGUUGGAAAAUGUUUCAAAAUCAAUUGAGGUUAAAGAGACAGUCAGCAGAGUCCAUGCAAAACUCACAGGCCAUGUUCAUAAGAAUUCAACAAGCAUUUCUGCAAACGCUGUGAAGGACACCUGAGUGAAAAUAAUAGUAUUACAAUACAAAUAUU